AUGAAGAAAAAUUACAGCGUCCUAAAAGAUGAAGAUCAAGUUAACGAUUGCAAUGAAGGUAUACGAUACAGAGAAUACAAAAAGAAUAUUCGAAAUAUACAGAUAAACUCUGAACGGAUAUUAAGUGAACUUAAGGAAAAUUUAGUAUAUUAUGAGAACGAUAUGCAGAGAAAAAAUGUACAUGCUGACAGCAUGUCAGAAUUCUUCUCAAAUAAUAAAAAAAGAAUAAGUGAAUUAGAAAAUUUGUAUAAAAAUGGAAUUCAGAACUUAGAUAUAAUGAAGAAUUAUUUUAGUCAUAAUAAAACAUAUGAUAUAGAAAUUUCUAGAUUUUUCAGCAUUUUUGAUAAAUUUAGAAUUCAACUGCAGAAUUUGAAAAAUAUAUUUGAUAAAAUAUGUCUACACAAUAGUAGUCAUUUUUAUCAACAAAGAGAAUCUCCAUCUGUACUUAUUAAAAAUAAUGAAAUUAAUAAUGUCAUUAAAGAGAGAAGUGCUUUACAACAUUCUAUCACUGAAUUGGAUAAUAUGAUUUAUAUUGGACGAGAAACAAACUGGAGGUUAAAAUUACAAAAUUAUAAUAUCACACAGCAAAUGAAAAAAAUUAAGCUUUUAAAUGAUCAACUGCCAAAAAUUCAAAAAAUUCUGAAAAAUAUUAAGUACUACACUACCAAAAGGAUGAUCAUUCUCUCCAUUACCAUUGCAUCUUUUAUAUUCCUUUUUUUUGUGUUAAGGUAG
Plasmodium gonderi is the source of this 732-nucleotide messenger RNA. RefSeq lists its product as hypothetical. Gene Ontology annotation, molecular function: SNAP receptor activity. Gene Ontology annotation, biological process: endoplasmic reticulum to Golgi vesicle-mediated transport; vesicle fusion. NCBI's taxonomy places the organism in Eukaryota, Apicomplexa, Aconoidasida, Haemosporida, Plasmodiidae. Gene Ontology annotation, cellular component: Golgi medial cisterna; cis-Golgi network; SNARE complex. The transcript has a single exon. The coding region runs from base 1 to 732 and encodes 243 amino acids. The record is from RefSeq and is a predicted model, not a curated record.